Polyodon spathula (Mississippi paddlefish) is the source of this 2792-nucleotide messenger RNA. Its product is annotated as ubiquitin carboxyl-terminal hydrolase 46. The transcript has 9 exons. Bases 385 to 1488 code for a protein of 367 amino acids. The record is from RefSeq and is a predicted model, not a curated record. Gene Ontology annotation, cellular component: nucleus; cytosol. Gene Ontology annotation, biological process: protein deubiquitination. Lineage: Eukaryota; Metazoa; Chordata; Actinopteri; Acipenseriformes; Polyodontidae. Gene Ontology annotation, molecular function: cysteine-type deubiquitinase activity; cysteine-type endopeptidase activity.
CCUUCCCUUAUGGGCGGGGUAUAUUCUUUAUAGCAUUAGCGGUUAGUUUAUCAGUGUUACCUGCAACUUGAUGUUUACUAACCAUGCGUCCAUUAUUUUAAAGAAACCAAGCUGCAUUUUACAGUAAACAUGGAUUGAGCUGAGCGCUAGUCUAUUGAUUGAUAUUGUUCUCUCUGCCUGCCAUUUGCACACAUUAUUAUCUUCAUACAUACAGCGGGUUGUUUGUCUCAGUUGCCAGGACUGUCUUGCUAUUCUGCGGGCUGGGGAUUGCAGUGCGGCCCCUGGCUGCGAACGAAAUCUCUCCAUCACACCAGGAUCCUCCUGCUUUUUAGAUUAUCAUGUUUAUUUUAUAAAGAUGGCGGUGUGGGGGACCCUGUAAACUAAAUGACUGUCAGAAAUAUCGCCUCCAUUUGUAACAUGGGCACCAAUGCCUCUGCUCUGGAAAAAGACAUUGGUCAAGAGCAGUUCCCAAUCAAUGAACACUACUUUGGAUUGGUUAAUUUUGGCAACACGUGCUACUGUAACUCGGUGUUGCAGGCGCUGUACUUCUGUCGGCCAUUCCGGGAGAAUGUGCUGGCAUACAAGGCCCAGCAGAAGAAGAAAGAGAACCUGCUCACGUGCCUGGCUGACCUGUUUCACAGCAUCACCACGCAGAAGAAGAAGGUCGGGGUGAUUCCUCCCAAGAAAUUCAUUUCCAGGUUACGGAAAGAGAAUGAUCUCUUUGAUAACUACAUGCAGCAGGACGCCCACGAGUUCCUGAACUACCUGCUGAACACAGUGGCAGACAUCCUGCAGGAGGAGACGACCCAGGAAAAACAAAACGGGAAGCUGAAGAACGGCAGCACCACCAUCGACGUGGAGGAGAGCAACACGAUCGAACCCACCUGGGUGCACGACAUCUUUCAGGGGACACUGACCAACGAGACACGGUGCCUGAACUGUGAAACAGUUAGCAGCAAAGAUGAGGAUUUCCUUGACCUUUCAGUUGAUGUGGAGCAGAACACAUCAAUUACACAUUGUCUGAGGGAUUUCAGCAACACAGAAACCCUAUGUAGUGAAUGCAAGUACUACUGUGAAAUGUGCUGCAGUAAGCAGGAAGCACAGAAAAGGAUGCGAGUGAAGAAGCUGCCGAUGAUUCUGGCUCUGCACCUCAAGAGGUUCAAGUACAUGGAGCAGCUGCAGCGAUACACCAAGCUCUCGUACCGCGUGGUGUUUCCUCUGGAGUUACGCCUCUUCAACACGUCAAGCGAUGCUGUCAGUUUGGAUCGCAUGUAUGAUCUAGUAGCUGUUGUUGUCCAUUGUGGAAGCGGUCCUAACAGAGGGCACUACAUUACCAUAGUGAAAAGCCAUGGGUUUUGGCUGUUGUUUGACGAUGACAUUGUAGAGAAAAUCGACGCCCAGGCUAUUGAAGAGUUCUAUGGUCUAACCUCUGACAUUUCCAAAAACUCUGAGUCUGGAUACAUUUUAUUUUACCAAUCGAGAGAAUAAAUGAAUAGAUUAGUAGGCUAAAAAUAAGGAAAGUUCACCGCCCUUCCCAAUCCCUAAUAAGAGCAUAUCUGACAAUAGUGACAGUAUUCACUAGCUGCAGAUGGACUGCUGCACCAGUGAGUAAUCAACGGCAGGAUACCCAUGCUUGGUAUGAUUCUCACAUCUGAGGCAUUAUUUACAUUAGCUAGAGCUUUAAUCAUGGAGUCACUUUAUCUCUUCUGAGUUUAGGAUCAAUGAGAAAAGGUCAAGUUCAUCCAAUUUUGUAGGAAUCUGUGUUACUAAAAAAAAAAGCACUUUCUUAAGAUAUAAUGCUUUCAGAUUAAAAGUAAACCUAGCCUUGCUGAAGAGGACUUGGCACACUUACCCAAAUGUACAUAGGUAGUGGUUUUAAAAUAACUGGUACUCUGUAACAUGUGUCGUGAUUUUAGAACUAAUACUAAUCAACAAAAGUAAAGAAGCAUAUAGUUAUUUCUGCUUUAUUACAUGAGUAAGUAAAUAGUAUAGAAUCAAACUACCACCUUUUAAGUGAGGAUGCCUAAGCAAUUAUUUUUUGUAAUUGAGAUAUUGAGUGAAAAGCAAAUAAUACCAAAAUUAACACAAUCAAACUGUAACCUUUACCUGGUGCAUUAAAUUUUCUGUUCAGCGUGAAUAUAAUAUACACAAAAUGUACUACCAAAAGUAAAGGUAAAAAGAUUAUUGAUAGUGUUACUGAAAUUUCUACAGACUUUCUGACAUUCGAAAAACCACUGAAGUUAACAUCCUACAAAGUUUUGCAUGUAAGGUUAGUAUGUUUAAUGAUGUAAAAACAGUAAUAUUUGUGCAGAUGAGAAAUUCAGUGUACUGUCCAGGAUCUGUUUGACUGCCAUGGUUCAAUUUUGGUUUUUAUAAGGGUUUAAUAAAUUGGAUAAUGCAAUAAGGAGUAAGCUAGGUAUUUGGUAUUUUAUAGUCCAUAGUUCAAGGAAAAUGUUCCCCUUCAGUUGGGGCCCCCACUUGCUAAAUGUCUUUACUCUGGGGUUAAUGUUUUUUGUUUUUCACAGCAAUUAUGUGACUGUUUAAUAAUCGCCCUCCUUGUGUGUGUGUAAAAUAACUUAAAACUGUGAAACUGUGAUAAUCUGUAUUCUUAAUUCAAUCCAAUACAUUUGUCAGUUUGUCAGCUAAAUACAGUCAGCACUUGUGCCAUUUUAAUGCACUUACACAUCACACACAAUUUCCGACUCAGUCAUCGGUUUUCUGGUACAAAGCCCAUCUCUUCAAUGUUACAAUUUAUUUGAAUAGCCAUUACAGCCCACAUUUUUGUGUGUUUU